This is a messenger RNA of Heterobasidion irregulare TC 32-1, 1350 nucleotides long. RefSeq names its product oxaloacetate acetylhydrolase (gene OAH1). The record is from RefSeq and is a predicted model, not a curated record. The coding region runs from base 37 to 1110 and encodes 357 amino acids. Gene Ontology annotation, molecular function: catalytic activity. The transcript is spliced from 9 exons. Lineage: Eukaryota; Fungi; Basidiomycota; Agaricomycetes; Russulales; Bondarzewiaceae.
CUUUCCCAUACCCCACUAGCUUCUUGAUCACUCACAAUGGCUCCUGGUAUGGACUACGCCCCAAAAAGCACAGAGAAUUCCUCUGUCUCCUCCGUCGUUCAUGGCGUCUCCAAUGGCAUUGAUAGCAUCCCCCCCGCUCUGACGGACUCCGCAGCCAAGCCCUACUACAAUGCCCGCUUGGACCCAAAGAACUACCUCGAGGGCGAGCUCUCCUGGAACCCUGCAACAAGGUUGCGGCAGAUGCUUGCUCGCCCCGGUAUUGUGGUCGCUCCCGGAAUAUGUGAUGGGAUCAGUGCUCGGUGCGCGUUGGAGGCAGGAUUCACCUGCCUCUACCAAAGCGGUGCCGCCACGACUGCCUCCCGCCUUGGCGGACCUGAUCUUGCCAUUGCCACCCUCAAUGACUUCGUCCAGAGUGCGCAAAUGGUCUGCAGCUUGGACCCAACAUGCCCAGUAAUUGCUGACGCCGACACUGGAUUCGGUGGCCCUGCUAUGGUGGCUCGCACAGUCACUCAAUAUGCCCGCGCGGGCGUUGCGGGGCUCCACAUCGAAGAUCAAGUUCAGACUAAGCGCUGCGGUCAUCUUCUUGGCAAGCAGGUUGUCUCGCGCGAGGAGUUUGUCACCCGCAUCCGUGCGGCGGUCAUCGCCAGGGAUUCCAUUCCUGGAGGCUCAGAUUUUGUCAUCAUUGGGCGCACGGAUUCGGCCCAGGUCCUUGGAAUGGAGGAAGCCAUUUACAGGCUGAAGCUUGCUGCUGAUGCGGGUGCUGACGUCUGCUUCAUCGAAGGCGUGCGCACCAAGGAGCUCUUGGAGUCCACUGUUGCAGCCCUCGCUCCUAAGCCAGUUCUUGUGAAUGUUAUCUCCGGUGGUCUUACCCCUUCGUUCACUACGAAGGAAGCCGAAGAGAUGGGUGCGAAAAUCAUUAUUUUCUCGCUUGUUUCUUGCGUUGCUGCCGUACACGGAAUUCGGGCUGCCAUGCAUUCCCUCAAGAAGACUGGCACAGAUUUCGAUUCGGCCAGGGGUAUGGACCCCAAGGCGUUCUUCGAGGUUAUGGGUUUGAACGAUGUCAUCCGGCUCGACGCUCAGGCCGGCGGAACCGCGUUUGAGGUCGUCUGAAAUUGGCCAGCAGACUGCCGAAUACUGUAGACGGCUUGUAGGCUUCCGUUGCUUUUUUUUUUCUGCGUAUAGAUCAUUGGGUUUGGGUCUGGAUUAUGUUGGUUUCUCUAUACCGCCGAGGUGAUUAUAUGUCUGUACUGCCAUUAGCAUCAUCACAUCAUCUCUAUUUGAUUAUGAGCACUGUUGUUAUGCCUUGUAGGAUCUAGUUACAAUGAUUUAUAAACACACCGUUGAUACACG